UCUUGACAUCCCUAGAAUGUUGGAAAAAUCUCAAGAAACGUUUGAGAAUGAAAAGGAAGCGGAAAAUGUUGGAAAGAAGCACAAAACGAGAAAAACCAUUUGGGUGACGAAAUCGAUAGCAGAAGAAAUCGGAAGAGAAGCUGUCCUAAGAAGAUCUCUAAUCGAAUUCACGAUCUACUUUGCAUUUUUAAUUUUUUCAACAAUUUAUGUUAUUGAAAGCCAUUCAGAUAAUGGUUAUUAUUUGACCGAAGUAAUGAAACAGCAGUUUCUAGAGCAAGAAUUCAAUACUCUAAACGAUGUUUCAAUUACAUUCCUUGAUAUUAAAACGGCCGCUGAUGUUUGGUUUUACCUUGAAAACUCUUUAAUCAACACCCUAUUUUGGAGCAAUCCCUACGAUCUCGAUCCUAAACCGACUAUUGAAGAAAACGAAAUGAAUAUACUUUAUGAAAAUAAGAUUUUGGGUGUGCCUAGAUUAAGGCAGGUAAAAGUUCGCAACGAUUCCUGCACUAUACACAGUUACUUUCGCAGAUUAUUUACAGUUUGUUACAACGCGUAUUCCAAAAAAGCAGAAGACACUCAACCGUUCGGACCUGGGACAAAAACAGCUUGGGUCUAUAGUUCUUCGAGAGAAACGAAUAGUUUCUCGUUCAGCGGGAAAAUGUGCACCUAUGAGGGAGGAGGUUAUUACGUGGAUCUCGCUCAAACUAAAGCAGAGACUGUGCAAAUGAUUCAAAACUUGAAGGACGAGUUGUGGAUAAGACGUGGAACCCGCGGAAUUUUCUUGGAUUUUUCCGUUUACAACGGAAACCUGGACAUUUUCUGCGUUUGUAAGCUAGUGUUCGAGUUUCCUCCCACAGGGGCGGUAAUACCUUCGGCUAAAUUUCACAUUGUUAAGCCUUUUGCUAUUCGGAGUUUAUUCGAUUGGUUCAAGCUGGUAUCCCAAAUUUGCUGCUACAUAUUUGUCGCGUUUUACCUCCUGGAAGAAAUUAGAGAGAUGUUUUAUUUUAGAUCGAAAUAUUUGAGGAGAUUUUGGAAUUACAUUGAUUUACUCAUAAUAUUAUUAUUUACAAUCGGUUUAAUUCUGUUCGUGUUGUUCCUAUUGCAAGUACCAUCUUCUCUUGAAAACAUUGUUUCGGAUAAGUACGGUAAUUUUGAAUAUGUAGCGAAGAUUUAUCGCGCACAUUGCAAUGUAGUUGCUGUUGCUUUGUUUCUUAUUUAUUUCAAAGCUUUCAAGUUUUUAAAUUUCAAUCGAACUAUGAGCCAAUUGAACGAUACUUUAAGUAAAUGCGCUAUGGAUAUGCUCGGAUUUUCUUUGAUGUUUUUCAUAAUAUUCUUUGCCUAUGCUGAAUUGGGAUAUUUGCUCUUCGGCAAUCAAGUAGAAGAAUUCAAUAGUUUCCACAUAGCAAUGUUCACAUUACUGCGAACUAUUUUGGGGGACUUCGAUUACCAAAAAAUACAAGAGGCUAAUAGAAUUCUGGCUCCCGUUUAUUUUCUAUCUUACAUAUUUUUGGUGUUUUUUGUGCUACUGAAUAUGUUUCUGGCGAUAAUUAGCGACGCCUACGGUGAUGUCAAAACCGAGUUGAAUUUAGCCCCUAAAGAGAUGCAAAUGACGGAAUACAUAAGAAAGCAUUUCAGCAACUUCCUGCAGAAAUUGGGAUGCGGAAAAUGUCUGCCGAAACAAUUAGAAGGUGAAUAUGAAGCAAAUGUUCUUAUACAGGAAAUUCGAGAAAUUUUAAAAAAGUGCGGUUAUAGUGAUCUCGAAAUCGAAAUGUUUUUCUCAAGAUAUAACAUUGAUCCGUUAGAAGAGGAACGAGUUGGCGAAUCGAAGAAUUUUUUAGAAGAAUUGCAAGUUAAAUUGGAUGAUGGUCGCAUCAAAUUAGAGGAUUUUAAAAGUCAACAAGAACGACUGAUAAGAAUUGAAAGUUUAGUUGGUGAAUUAGUAAAUAAAUUAAAGGAAAUUCUUGAUAAAUUAGACUCCCUGUCGAAUGUAACGAAGGAAAUAAGACAUAAAUAA
Molecule: messenger RNA, 2014 nt
Organism: Phyllotreta striolata
Lineage: Eukaryota; Metazoa; Arthropoda; Insecta; Coleoptera; Chrysomelidae
Source: the annotation of a GenBank genome assembly